This is a messenger RNA of Hemiscyllium ocellatum (epaulette shark), 2181 nucleotides long. RefSeq names its product cyclic nucleotide gated channel subunit alpha 1b (gene cnga1b). The record is from RefSeq and is a predicted model, not a curated record. Gene Ontology annotation, biological process: monoatomic cation transmembrane transport. Gene Ontology annotation, cellular component: plasma membrane; intracellular cyclic nucleotide activated cation channel complex. Bases 1 to 2181 code for a protein of 726 amino acids. The transcript is spliced from 8 exons. NCBI's taxonomy places the organism in Eukaryota, Metazoa, Chordata, Chondrichthyes, Orectolobiformes, Hemiscylliidae. Gene Ontology annotation, molecular function: intracellularly cAMP-activated cation channel activity; cGMP binding; protein-containing complex binding.
AUGGAAUAUAAUGCAGAAAAAUUAGAAGUUGUUUAUUUUGGCAUGCAGAAUAGAAAAGGAGCAUGUUAUUUAAAUAGUGAGAGAUUGCAGAGCCCUGAAAUGCAGGAAGAUCUCGGUGUUCUCACGCGUGAAUCACCGGCAUUUAGUAUACAGGAACAGAAGGGAAUCAAUUUGGUCAUCAAGAUGGCGACUGUGAUUAAUACACACCAGAGCUAUCUUCGCAUUCCCCGAGUGUCUGUUCAUCCUGCAGAUGAUGAGGUGGAACAGAUGGAGAAUGGACAAAGCAGGACCCAGACCCUUGUUGAUGGCAGGGAGAUGUCCAACAUUAACAACAGCAACAACAAUGAUGAAGAGAAAGAGACAAAGAAGGAAUCCAAAAAGAGCAAAAAAGAGAAAAAGGGUAAAUCUGGUGGCAAAAAAGAAAAGAAAAAGGAUAAGGAAAAGAAAAAAGAUAAAGAUAAUAAUAAGGAAAAGGAUGAAGAAAAAAAUAAAGAUGAGAAGAAAGAUGAUGAGACCGAUAACAAGCAAGAUAUCAAGAAAAUGCUGAUGAAUAUGAUUCCCACGCUUCCCAUUCUUGAUCCAGCAGGAAACAUGUAUUACAACUGGCUCCUGAUUAUUACAAUGCCUGUGAUGUACAACUGGACAAUGAUCAUCGCUAGAGCAUGUUUUGAAGAACUUCAGUCUGACUACUUGAGCACGUGGUUCAUCCUUGAUUAUGUAUCAGAUGUUAUUUAUAUACUCGACAUGUAUUUAAGAACAAAAACAGGGUAUCUGGAACAAGGUCUAUUGGUCAGUGAUGGAAAGAAACUCAGAGAAAAAUACUUUGCCACAAUCCAAUUCAAAUUAGACGUCAUCUCACUUAUACCAACUGACUUUCUGUAUUUUUUAUUUGGACUGGAAUAUCCAGAAAUUAGAUUAAAUCGUUUGACUAGGAUUAGUCGAUUGUUUGAAUUCUUUUCAAGAACUGAAACUCGGACAAACUACCCAAACAUUUUCAGGAUUUCCAACCUUGUCAUGUACAUUGUGAUCAUUAUUCAUUGGAAUGCUUGUGUGUAUUUUUCAAUUUCCAAAGCUAUAGGGUUUGGGGCAGAUACAUGGGUAUAUCCAAAUGUAUCCAUUCCAGAGUUUUCCCGGCUUGCUCGGAAGUAUGUGUACAGUCUCUAUUGGUCAACACUGACACUAACUACCAUUGGUGAAACACCUCCUCCUGUAGAGGAUUCAGAAUACUUUUUUGUGGUGGCUGAUUUCCUAGUUGGAGUGCUGAUUUUUGCCACCAUUGUUGGUAAUGUUGGUUCUAUGAUUUCCAACAUGAAUGCAGCUCGUGCAGAGUUUCAGUCAAGGAUUGACGCCAUCAAGCAGUACAUGCACUUUCGAAAAGUGAGCAAAGAUUUGGAAAAGAGAGUUAUCAAAUGGUUUGACUACUUGUGGACAAACAAAAAAGCUGUAGAUGAAAGAGAGGUCUUGAAAUAUCUUCCUGACAAGUUAAGAGCAGAAAUUGCCAUCAAUGUCCACCUUGAUACACUGAAGAAAGUUCGAAUCUUUGCAGAUUGUGAAGCUGGUCUGCUGAUUGAGUUGGUGUUGAAACUAAGACCCCAGGUGUACAGCCCAGGGGAUUAUAUCUGUCGCAAAGGAGACAUUGGUAGAGAGAUGUACAUCAUCAAAGAAGGGAAACUUGCUGUUGUUGCUGAUGAUGGAAUUACUCAGUUUGUGGUUCUAAGUGAUGGCAGCUAUUUUGGUGAAAUUAGUAUUCUGAAUAUCAAAGGUAGUAAAGCUGGAAAUAGAAGAACAGCAAACAUUAAGAGUAUAGGCUACUCAGAUUUGUUCUGCCUCUCCAAAGAUGAUCUAAUGGAAGCACUCACAGAAUAUCCCGAUGCAAAAGCAAUGCUGGAAGAAAAGGGAAAGCAAAUUCUAAUGAAGGAUGGUCUUUUGGAUUUAGAUAUUGCCCAGCUUGGAGCUGACCCAAAGGACAUGGAAGAGAAAGUAACAAGACUUGAUAUGGCAAUUGAUCUUUUACAGACUAAAUUUGCUCGACUUCUGGCAGAAUACAACUCUACACAACAAAAACUAAAAGAAAGAGUAACAAAGAUUGAGAAUAAAAUUAAACAAUCAGGAAUGCAAUUUGAAUAUUCAGAACUGGUAGAUGCUGAAGCACCAACUGAAACUGAAGAAAGUAAAAAGUAG